Messenger RNA from Labeo rohita (rohu), 1433 nucleotides. RefSeq lists its product as uncharacterized. The record is from RefSeq and is a predicted model, not a curated record. Lineage: Eukaryota; Metazoa; Chordata; Actinopteri; Cypriniformes; Cyprinidae. The transcript is spliced from 5 exons. Bases 96 to 731 code for a protein of 211 amino acids.
AAGGUACACUUUUCUAAAGACAGUCUAAGACAGCAAGCAUUUGACAACUUUGCCUUGAUGUCAAACAUAUUUACUUAUGGUGGAUUUCAGCGGGGAUGAACAAUUAUCAGUGCAUCUUCUGCUUUACCCUCUUGGGACUGACUUUGGGUGCACACAUAUCUACAAUGAAGGGAUGGACUGUAUUGUUUCCUCUCCCUGAAUGUCCACCGGGGACGUCCAUUAAUUCAGUCGAAUGGAAAUACCACACAAUCAACGGAACAAUCUUGCUGGCCAAGAUUAAUCUAAAUGAGGAACAGAAAUCAAAAAUUUUCAGCAAGAGGACUGGAAUUCAAAUAAUGGAAAAUGGUACACUUCACAUUGAAGAUGUAAAAGACGAAGACUCUGGGAAUUACUCUUGCACCAUCAUUUCCCAUGAUCAAAGGAUGCACAUUGAACGGAUUUAUCUUCAAGUACUUGAUGUUGAAAACUUGACGACUGAACCGAACAGCAUUAAGUACGCCACAACAUUUAAACCAUCAGAGCCCAGUGUUAUUGAAACAACACUGAUCACAAUACCUGUAUGCUCAGCACUUGGAAUCAUUUUAAUUGUGGCCACAGUCCUCAUCUUCAAAUGUAGAAAAAAGUGUCGCCACACUUCAGAUGAACCCAUCUACGUCAACAAGGUGGUCACAAUUCAAGGAAAUAAAAGGUCACAGGUGGGCAGAAGGAUGCCAGAUAAUAAAAACAGAUAAAGACCCCCUAAUUAGCAAGCUGCAGCAAAACCUUUGUUUUCCUAAAAGACAAAUGUAUAGAGUGCUGCAGUGUUUAUGGCAUGUUUUGUUGGCCAACCUAGAAGUUCACAUCACCCCGGUUCCCUCGACUAAACACCAAUAGGAUAUUUUCACUGGCUUUUGGAUUAUUGCUGAAAAUGAGAUCUGUGAUUUUUAACGACUUGGUUGUCAAGAUAGUUUUCACAAAAGAACACAACUCAACCUGAAUACAAUCAGUAGAAGUUACGAUCUGCCUAAACAUAGGAUAUAAAUAAACCACACCACGGUCACAUGACUUUAGCGUCACCACCAUUAAGCUGAAAACUUUGUUUAAGUUUUUUAUUUACACAGCAUUUUCUUUGAAAUUUUGAGUUGGAAUACUUUGCAAGAGUGUGAUUAUAAACAACAAGGCUGUAAAAGUUGACUAGUGAGUAGAUGAGUUUUCCUGUUCAGCAUGAUGGUGUUGAAUGUCCCUCUGAACAACCUCUGUAGUCCCAUUUAGGCAGUUGUUAUCAAUGGUCUUUUUUUAAGACAUUUAAAAGCUUUAGGGCUGUCAAACGAUUAAUCACGAUUAAACGCAUAUAAAAUAAAACUUUAAGUUUGCCUAAUAUAUGUGCGUACUAUGUGUAAUUAUUAUGUAUAUAUAAAUACAAACACAUUCAUGUAUAUAUUUAAGAAAUAUUU